AGAGCAUCCUUGUUUGGACAUGCCCGAGUAAGCCGCGUUGCGCAAGCCAGCAGCUCCGUCGACGACUCCGACUACACGGGAGCCGACGCGAGCGCCGUCUUCGCGCCUAGCGGCCGCACGAGUCGACACCCCCCCCUCUCGGAGAGGGUCCUGCGGAGUGUGAUAGCGGCAAGGGAUAAGUGGCUGCGAGCCGGCUGCGUGUGGCUCAGUGGACCUUUGAAGCACCAUGCUGAUCAGGCUCCUCGCACUGUCCUGCUGGGCAGUGGCUACCUGCUACGCAGGGCCAUUGCCUCAGGAUGCCAUCUCUAGGGAUUGCAAAUCCCCGUCGCCCAUGACGUCGCAACAGACGAUACUGUACACGUACGUUGGUGAAAACCGCAUCGAAAACCAGGACGCUCAGCAUCACGUUCAAGUCAAGGCCAACGUCGAAGUCGGAGUGAUCUCACCAUGCAUCUUUUCGUUCAAGAUGGCCGACGUAGACCUGCAAGGGGUCAGCGUGGCCAACCGGUACGCCUUCAAGGAGGCCCUGGAGCGGCAUCCGCUGACCAUGUACAUCGAAGAUGGCAUCGUUGGCGAGAUUCGCCACGAUCCGGAAGAGCUGCCGUGGGCGCUGAACGUCAAGCGGGCCAUCAUAUCCAUGAUGCAGAUACCACGCGUCGCGCUGGACGCCAACAGCAUCAUCUCCGAGACUGACGUUUUUGGAACGUGCGAGACCCGCUACACGCCAGGCAACGUUGGCCGCACCGGUGGAACCGUGACCAAGUCCAAGAACCUGGCCACGUGCUUCGGUCGCUUCGGCAGCUCCUUGCCGAUCAUCUACACGCCUUACGAGUCCAAGGCAUCGCCGUUCCAGACGAUACCGAUGACGAACGGCAGCUUCAUCUGCCAGCAAACCGUGGACGCCAACCGCUGGAUCACCAAGGCCGAGUGCAAAGAGCAGGAGUUCCUUCACCUCGCCGCCAGGGGUCUCCGCGAACAAACCACGGUCACAUCCACGGGCGUUCUGAUCAUGCAGCAGAUCUUCCCGUCGGUUAAACCCGUGCCCGAGACGGUGAGCAUCAAGUCCACCAUAAAGUUCGACCACAGCGUGACCCGUGCCGAGAAGACCGAGCCGAAGGAGGUCAUCGGCCUGCUGCGCGACCUUUGCCGCAGCAGCCACGAAGACAUCCGGCCCGAGGCCAGCGGCAUCUUCGCUCGUCUGGUGGCUGCCAUCCGGGGUCUGCCACCGCCCGCUCUGAAGCAAAUCUACAGCAAGGUGUCCGCCGGGGAACUGUGCUUCGACAAGAAAAUCGAGCAUCUCUUCCUGGAUGCACUGCCUCUUGUCGGAACUGAGGCCUCCCUGAAGCUGACUGUCGAGCUGAUUAACAAGGCCGAACACGCAGACCGUUCAACGGCAUGGAUCUCUGGAAUCAGCUCCAUCAGCUACCCGACCGAAGGAAUGAUCUCCAUCCUUGUUCCUCUCGUGAAGAAGGCCAGCGCACCGCGCAGCGCCAUCCUCGCCGUGACGUCACUGGCCCACGUGUUCUGCCGCGGUUACCACGGCAACUGCGACGACGUGCCGGCGAUCCGUGAGCUGCAAGGUGCCCUUAUCAAGCAGCUCGGCUUCAAGUGCAGGGCUGACGAUGCUGCAUCGAGGAACAAGAUUAUCACGGCUCUGAAGGGAUUCGGAAACCUUGGAUACUACGGCGAAGGCAUCAACACCAUCAUCGAGUGCGCCAUCUCAGGGAACAGUCCCCUGCCCAUCCGGAUCGCAGCCAUCCAGGCAACCAGAAGGGCCUGUGCCCCAGAGAUGCAUUCCAAGCUCUCGGAGCUGAUGAAGACCCCUAGUGAGGACAUCGAAAUCAGGAUCGCUGCUUACCUCGGUAUCAUGAGAUGCCCCACGAUGAAAGAUGUAAUGGACGUCAAGAAAAUGCUCGAGAAGGAGGAGAUCAAUCAGGUGGGCUCGUUCAUCUGGUCGCACUUGAAGAACCUCCAGAACACGGAGUCGCCCACCAAGAUGGCGCUGCGUUCCCUGGUCUCCGGCAUUUACGUGCCCGGCAAGUUCGACAGCGACGCGCGCAAAUCCUCGCAGAACAUCGAGUGGUCCGAGCUGUCCGAGAAGUACAACGUCGGUGGCACCGCCGAGGGCAACAUCGUUUACAGCCCCAAGUCCUUCAUUCCGCGGUCCAUCGACCUCAACCUGACCGUGGACCUUUUCUCGCAUUCCAUCAACAUCUUUGAGGUUGGCGGUCGCGCAGAGGGAUACGACUACAUGCUGGAGAGCCUCCUUGCGCCCAAAUCGCAACUGAGGAGGACCAACGAAGUCGAUUCCUUCUGGAACCGCAUUGGAGACAACCUGAGCCGAUCUCGCCGCGCUGCCUCGGCUAAGAACACCAAGGUCGACAUCUUCGACGACAAGGUCAACAUCGUGAAGGCGAACGAACCGAGCGGUUCGCUCUACUUCCGCAUGUUCGGCAACGAACUCUCCUGGUUCGAACUGCCCACCAUGGACGACAUCGCAAACUUCGCCAACGGCGUACGAACAAACAGCUGGCUGGACCAGAUCAUGAGCAAGAAACAGAACGACAUCGCCCGCAGUGCCAUGCUUGUCGACACCACGGUGACUGUGCCCACCGUCACCGGCUUCCCCUUCAGAAUUGACCUGAAGGCAACCGUCACAGGCGGUCUCAAGACCGAUGGCCAGAUAAACCUCGCCAACGCUCCUGGAGAUAUGCUCAUCGAGGGUUUCAUCAAGCCAAGUGCAUCAGUCGACAUGAGCGGCCUGAUGUCAAUCGACGCCGGCGUUGCCAAGCGUGGCAUUCGAGUCUCGUCAACCAUGCACACUUCCACCGCGCUUGACGGCAAGAUCGAGAUCAAGUCUACCGGAGAGAUGAACUUCAAGUACAACAUUCGCAACGACAAGCAGGAGAUCCUUAACAUGAAGACCGAUAUCUACUCCGUGGAGGCCGAGACGGAAACUCCCCUGAUGGCUCCGUCUGUCAAGGAGUUCAACGGCUGCACCCAGACCCUGUCCAAGGCUCUGGGCCUGAGCAUCUGCGCGAAGGGCAAGGUGCCCAAGCCGUUCUUCAACUACCGCGGACUCAACCUCCCCUUCGACUUCAGCAUCAUCCUGCAGAAGAACGACCUCGCCAUGGAAGGAUACGAGAUCAAGAUGAAGUACCCCAUGGACACUUCGAGCCCUAACCUAUUCUACCAGUUCAUCUUCGACACCCCCGGCUCCGCGAUCCAGCGCAAGCACCUCAUCGAACUCGCCAUCAACAAACCAUUCAAUGGCGAGAACACCAUGCAUUUCCUGUACCACUGCCCGAUGAAGAAGAUUGAAGUGUCGACGUCGCUGAAGACGCAAAGCAGCCCGGCUCACGCGAUGCUGGAGGCGAAGGUCGACGACACCCGUCGCUACUUCAUCAGGCUGGACGUGCCUUACGGUGACAGCCUCGACACCGUGUACUUCGAGCCUAGGCUCGAGAUGAGCUGCCCCGCGACGGCGCCGGUCAUAGUGCAGGGCAGGAUCGACGGAAGCCCCUCAGCGUUCUCCGUGAACCUCCAGUCCAACAUGCCAGCCGAGAAGCCAACCUUCUUGAGAGCUUCCGUUUCCGUGGAUGAUAAGAAGAUGCAGGCGGAUCUUGCCGCGAGCCUACCGUUCGUUGAGAUCAACUUCAAUUCGCUAUCGACCAAGCCUCAGGAGGGUACAGUCGUGACGUCCGCCACGCUGGAGUACCAGCGGCGCGGACAGCGGAAGCAAACCGCGAAGCUGGACGCCAAGACGAAGGACCUGAGCACCAAGCACAUCUCCAAGAGCGCCAUCAACGCUGAGAUGCAGUUCAGCGAGUAUCCCGAGUACAACUGGAAGGUGACCACCGACUUCCAGAAAGCUCCAGGAGCUCAGCACAAUGAACACGACAUCAAGCUCUGGUGGGGCGAAAACCUCGACGAGGACCAGCGACACAUCCAUGUGCUGACCAUCUCUAAGCAGAACGGCGAGUACAGGCAGGGAAGCAAGGCAAGCAGCGAGGGUCGGCUCGUCAUCUACGCUCCCGUGUGGGACAUUGACUUCAACGGAUUCUUCAACGCUAUGCUAGACCUACAGGACGCCUCCAAGGGUACCUUCAACGGUGAGGUCCAGAGCCACGGCGAGCGAGUGAUGCUCGAGAUGAACCACAACCUCGAGUCACGCUCCCCGCUGCGACUCCUCGUGAGCACUCGCGUCGAGACGCGUCACUUCCGCUUCCUCUACUCGGACCAGGUGGAAGAGCGAAACCCCAACCAGUACGUGGGACGCACCAACGUCGAGUGGGGACGCGAGGGCAAGAGCAUCGCCACCGAGUACGUGAUCAUCAGCCGCCGCGGAGCCGACGGAAGCCUGCACGACAUCGAGUACAAGCUCAGCUACCCUGGUAUGAGGACGCCGGCCGUGCACAGGACCAAGAUCAGGACGGCCCGCGGCACCCUGGACGCCACGUCUUCGACCGAGGUCAACGGCCAGAACUUCCUCAGCAUCUCGAUUCAGAACACGAACAAGCUCAAGGAGUUCCGCUUCGACAGCACCAUGCUGAAAGUCAAGCUCUCCAAGGCCUCCAAGGCCCAGAGCGCCAUUUACGCCGCCGAGCUGAGACCUCUCUUCGCGAUGAUCAACGCCUUCGUGGCGACGAUGCAGGUCAAGGGAGUUCCCGGGAACAGCAUGGAAGUCCAGGCCGAGUUCCUCUGGGACGCGGACCGGUACCCGGACAGGAGGAUACGCUUGAGCACUAACAACAUUAAGACCGUGACCGACGGGCGGCCCGGAUCCCGUUACAGCGCCACGUUCCAGUACGGCAACGACCUGAGCAUCACCGCUAGUGGUAUCUACAGCGACGAUAUCGCUCGGGGUCCUCACUCUAUCGAAUUCGGCGUCGGUGGCACUGACGUGACACCUAGGACGGUCUCCCUGUCGUACACCCGUCUCGAGACGUCGGCGAACGUCAUGUUCGGCUACACCCUGGGCGGAGCCGAUCAGAUCAGGAUCGAGUACAACCGGAACGAGGACCGGGGCAUGCAGCAGUUCGACCUGAGCGCCACCUCGAUCUAUCCCGAACUGAACGGGAAACGUCUGAACAUCGUGCGCAGCUUAGAGGGGCCCACUUCUAUCAAGAUUCAGUACGAGCACGCGGCGAACGAGAUCUACGUCCUGGAGCUCACCGACUCGUCGGGAGGCAACCGCGUCAACUCAAACCUGAAGAUUCGCACUCCUUUCCCGCGCUACGCCUCGCAAGAGUUCAAGAUUUCCGGCGAUUACUCUACCGCUGUGACGAACAUCAUCGUCGAGGCCAUCUCGUCGUCGAACAAGAUGUACCGUUUCAUCUUCAACUACGAGCUCACUGGCAACACCGCACUCGCGUCUACGCUCGCUCUGGAGACCCCGCACGACGACAUCCGUAACGCAAAGCUGAGUCUCAGGAUCACCCACAACCAGGCUACUAUGGACGGUCAGCUCUUGGCCGAAGUCAACGACCGCGUCAUGUUCAACCUCGCGGGCAACGUCCGCACGCUGUCUCCGCACAACUUCGACGGCAGGAUCUCGCUCAAAUCAUCCGCCACGGAAGACAUCGAAGCCAUCGUCUACAGCCGCGCGAACUCGACUUUCAACAGGGUCUUCGAGCUGAAGCUCAUCGAAACGGGCGUGGAGGCGAUCGUCGCGUCGCUGGUUCUGAAGAACGUGCCUUACGAAUUCACGGGCAGGCUCGACCUCUCCGGCUCCAAGUUGCAGCAACAGUUCUUCCAAGUGGAGUGGAAGAGGCCCGCGAGGGAACACGACAUAUACUCCCUGAUCGCCGGUCGCCAGCACCCUCACACCACUUUCAUCGUUGACACCGUGAAGCAAAACGACGUGCGCACCACCGCGAUCAAGUACCAACCGCAAGGGAGGCCCGAAGACUGGGCCUCGAUUACGAUCGAGAACAACGACUGGCACAAGGAACACGAGAAGCUGAUCGUCACCGUCGAACCGAAGGCCAACAUCAAGACCACGUUCGACUUCCUGUACCUCAUCUCCAAGGACACCGUCAAGAGCAAGUUCAUCUGGACGCUGGACGACAUCAAGCUCGGCUACGACCUCAAGAGCAGGGCCGACGGCGAGCACGCCUACAACUCGCUGCUCAAGAUCCUCUACCUGAGGCGCGAGAUCGACGUGCAUAACCGCUACGCGCUCACGCCCGACUCCCUGGAGAUGUCCACCAAGGUUCUGCUGAACGCCGUAAUGAUGCCUGACCGCGCCCUGGAGAUGUCCUACAGGCACAACAGGAUCCAGAACGGCUGGGAGGCCACAGCGAUCCUCAGGCACCCCACGUUCUCUAAGGACAUCAUCUUCAGCGGCCAGAUUCAAAGGGACGUCUCUGAGUCCACUCCUCUGCUCGUGUCCGCCCAGCUCCAGCCUGGUGAUGCCUCGAACAGAAUCUACUUCAACCUCGCCGAGAAGUUGAACGAGAUCACGGCGACCAACAAAUCGGUUCACAUUCACAUCCACCACGAAGAUCGCAGCCUGUUCGAUAUGAGCCUGACGACGUACCGCACUAUCACCGCUGAGGGCCCCAUCUUCGGCGGCUACUACUGGUCGUGGACCACUCAGAGGCAGGGACCCAAGCGAGGACACGCCACGCUGUUCGUCGGCCGCAACGGAGUCGCGCGAUUCGAUUACGACUCUAUUCUGGGCAAGUGGACCGCGUCCGGCCAGUCCCAGAGGGCGUCCAACGGCGACGAGACGGUGGACAUUGUGGUACAAGGCGAGCGCGAGCAGUUCAGCGGACGCAUUAUCUACAACCUGAGGAGGUACCGCUUCGAAGGCCUCACUUUCGACGGCCAAGGCAAGACGUCCAGGAGCCUGGAAAUAUCCGCUUCUAACUCGACCCGAAAUGCGGCGUUCAAGGUGGAGUUGAGUCACUUCGAGGACAACAACAAGAUGACCGACUUCAGCUACGCAUUCGAGAAGCGCGGUGACAAGGCCUUCAGGAGCAAGCUGUUCUUCCCACCGGAGAAGAUGAGGGCCAUCCAGAUGGCAGUCAACGAGGUCGGAGAAAAGAUAUCCGACAUCGACAUCUCGAAGUUCGCUGACGACGUCGUUCACAUGGCCGAGGACUCCGGCAACUACCUUGACAGGAACUUCGCCUCACCAUUCAUCAACAUGCUGCUGGACGAAUUCGGCGAGAUCAUGGGCGAAGCCGUGAUCGCACUCAGCGACAUCCUCUACGAGAGUCCGUUCGGAGAGCUCAUCGCCCACUGGCAACGCUGGUUCGACACCAUCCUGAGGACACUGGCCGAAGAGAUCAAGAGCUUCAUCGUGGAGUUCGCCCGGUCCGUGCAGUCGGCCGCCUCCCUCGGCGGUCAGAGGAGGCAUCGCCGCGACGUGUCCCAGCGGUGGGACGAGCUGGGCGACUACGUGUCCCGCAUGUGGGAGGACAUGUGGAACGCGCCCGUGGUGCGCCAGGUCGUGCGGAAGGUCGACGACGCGGCUGACUACGUGACGGACAAGUUCCGCGAGAUGAUGUACCGCAUAAGGAGGACCAUCGGCGACGCCGUGGACUCCAUCAAGGAGAACCCCGACUACCGGGCGCUGGAGUCGACCAUCACCGAGCUCUACGAACCGGGAAUGUACCAAGGAAACACCGAGUUCUGGAAGAACCUCCAGGCUAGCCUACAGAACACGUACAAGACUAGCGACGUGGCCGUCGUGCGCGAGGCCGACCGCAAGAACGGCAAGUACAUUGUGGACUUCAACCUGCCGGCCGACCUGGACUCCAUCCGCCAGAGCUGGCACGAGUGGCUGGCCGAGGACGACGCGAUCGAGAGGCGACCGAGGCAGAGCACGGACGCCGAGCCCGACAUGGUCGACUACCUCAGCUCCAUGUUCCAGCGCAAAUGGAUGCCGCCCUUCGACGGCCAGGCCAUGAUCAUCGGACAUCAACACUUCGUGACCUUUGACGGCACCAUCUACUCAGCUACCGGCGACUGCACCUACCUGCUGGCGAGGGACUUCGUUGACGGAAACUUCACCGUGCUCCUCAAGUAUCACCCGGAGGACCCCAGCGUUCAGGGUCGCUUACCGAAGUCUAUCAUCGUCCAGCUUGGGCAAAGCUACAUUGAGAUCUUCCCCAACGAUGGAUCUAUGUUCCUGAACGGUCAAGCCGUCGAACUCCCGCUCAUCCUCGAGGGAGGCGAGGUGAUCGCCCGCCGCGUGGGCGACGUCAUCACCGUCGAGGACGAGAAGGCGCUGCGCGUCUCCUGCCACCUAUACUACGACGUCUGCACCGUCAAAAUCAACGGCUGGUACUUCGGCAACACCGCGGGCCUGUUGGGAACCUACAACAACGAGCGGGGCGACGACCUCAUGAAGCCCAAGGGACAGGUGACGAGCAACGUGGCGCAGUUCGUGAAAAAAUGGGAGACCAGCCGCGGCUGCAAGGGACCCGUGAGCGUGCUAAACGAGCAGGUGGCCGCCGACUCCGAGGGUUACAAACUGUGCGAGAACUACUUCAAGGACGACGACUCGCCCCUCGCCGAUGGCUUCUGGCAGGAGUCGCCCGAGCCGUACUUCGACCUGUGCCUCCGCCACAUGGCUACGCCGCGCAUUGAUCCGCGCCAGGCAAUCUGCAACAUCUCCAUGGCUUACAUGCUCCAGCUGGAGAAGUACUCGAUCAGCGCGAACCUUCCGUCAGAAUGCUACACGUGUUCGCUACCCGGAGGUGAUACGCUCAAGUUCGGCGACUAUCGCACCAUGAGCAGCGGUGGGCAGCGGCAGCCAACGAGCAUGGACAUCGUGCUGGUCGUCGAGGAGGACGCCUGUCACGCAGACGUUGUGCGCGAGCUGGACAACACCAUGAGGAUCGUCGACAAGGAACUGCUCAGCGCUGGAUUCCAGCACAACAGGUUCGCCCUGGUCGGCUUCGGCCACGGCAGCGGACACAACAGCCAGCCCCACGUGCGCACCGCCCGCGGCAGCAUCUUCUUCGUGUCGUCCAACCUGCCGCUGGCCACGCAGAAGAUGCGCCUCGACGCACCCGCGACCUCUGACGGCCGCCCGGUGAACAAGGACGUGUUCGACGCCAUCCGGUACGCGUCGCUGCUGCCGUUCCGCCCCAACGUCGCCAAGGCCAUCAUCGUCGUCGCCUGCGCAGAUUGCAAGGAGGAACAGAGCGAGCUGUCGUACUCGGACAUCCAGACACAGCUUCUCGACCACGGAAUCACACUUCACUUCGUUUCUGACAAGCGCAUUGAAGUCCGUAAGAGCAUCAUCAAGGGCAAGGGCAUCUACGGUUUGGACGCCGACUCUGUGUACAGCAGCAAGGACGUGAGUCAGAAGAUGCUCCUGGGCCAGCCCGACCUGCGACCGCAGGUGGCGGUGGCCAAGGACAUCUGCAUCGCGCUCGCCCAGGAGGUGCACGGCAGCUUCUUCAGCUCGGCCAUGCUGCGCUCGGACGCCAAGAACUGGAAGACGGUGUUCGCGCGCCGCGUCACCAAGGCCCUGAAGCCCGCCAAGCAGUUCGGAGGAGCGGAGGACUACUGCGAGCGAUGCGAGUGCACACACGGCUCGGACGUCCGGCCACAGGUCGUGUGCCGGCCGUGCAGGCCACUGCCAGCCAAGGUGCCGCUCGCGCUGUACACAGCAGAAGACUGAACAUUCACAUCGCAUUUACUUCGAGGUCAUUAGGGAGGGAUGACCGAAAUCAGCAUUUUUUUCGCAGUUAAUAAAGUGUAUAGGGAUGUUUUUAAAA
Dermacentor silvarum is the source of this 9740-nucleotide messenger RNA. Its product is annotated as apolipophorins-like. Lineage: Eukaryota; Metazoa; Arthropoda; Arachnida; Ixodida; Ixodidae. Gene Ontology annotation, molecular function: lipid carrier activity. The record is from RefSeq and is a predicted model, not a curated record. Gene Ontology annotation, biological process: lipid transport.